AUGCCGCCCAGAGUUCUGCAAUCAUCACCGAUAGAGCUGCUGGUGAUCGGGCAGCAACAGAGUAUGGGAGACUUACAAGGCAAUGGGAAGCUGCGUGCCAUCAUCAUCCUGACAUCAAGAGAGUCCCAUCAUGUUUCCUUGCCGUCUGUCGCUCUCGCAGAUCUGAACAAUCCCAAGAAUCGCUUCGCCAGGGCAAUACGACACGCAUCUAUUAUUGACCCAAAGCAGCUGCGAAACGAUCUAAUAGUCCUCUUGCGGACAGUAUGGGACGAGAUCAUACUACCCAUCGUCAAUGUAUUCCAGCAGGACCUGAAAUUAAAAUUGCACUCUCGAAUCUGGCUGUGUCCAGUUGCAGUUUUCACAUCUAUUCCUCUUCACGCAGCUCAUCCGUUUCGAACGAAUGCAGAUCGCUCCAAGGAGCCACGCCUGGAGGGUCUCUGUAUAUGCUCUUACAUGCCGACACUUUCGGCUUUGGUCAGGUCUAGACAGGUGCAGGGAAAGGCAAGGCACUCUUGGCUGUCGAUGGCGAGCUCGAGCUUUGUCCAUAAGCUCGUCCCCACAACUACCAACCACAUCACCAUUUCUGGUGACGCAGCCACACGAGCAAGUGCACUCGCAAUUUUGCAGCAGGACCCUACCCAGCCUUACAAUUCACAUUUCGUCAUGAAACAUGAACAUCUGAUGCUUCUCGAUAUCAUGGAGAGAAACAUUCCGCAAGCUGAGUUCGCGUUCUUACUCGCUUGUCAUACCGCCGUCGGCGAUGAGGAGACGCCCAACGAAGUCAUUCACCUCGUGGCUGGUCUCCAGUUUUUAGGAUUCAAGAGCGUUGUUAGCCCCUUCUAG
This is a messenger RNA of Suillus subaureus, 843 nucleotides long. RefSeq lists its product as uncharacterized. The transcript is spliced from 3 exons. Lineage: Eukaryota; Fungi; Basidiomycota; Agaricomycetes; Boletales; Suillaceae. The record is from RefSeq and is a predicted model, not a curated record. The coding region runs from base 1 to 843 and encodes 280 amino acids.